Messenger RNA from Thamnophis sirtalis, 9000 nucleotides. It is a transcript of the gene SYNJ2, whose product is annotated as synaptojanin 2. NCBI's taxonomy places the organism in Eukaryota, Metazoa, Chordata, Lepidosauria, Squamata, Natricidae. Gene Ontology annotation, cellular component: presynapse; perinuclear region of cytoplasm. Gene Ontology annotation, molecular function: SH3 domain binding; phosphatidylinositol-4,5-bisphosphate 5-phosphatase activity; RNA binding. Gene Ontology annotation, biological process: phosphatidylinositol dephosphorylation; synaptic vesicle endocytosis. The record is from RefSeq and is a predicted model, not a curated record.
AUCUGGCCUGGCAAAAGGCGCCGCUGUGGCCACCAAGGGCUCUCGCCAGUCCCCACGAAAAGCGGGGCAGAAGAGGAGACGGUCGGCGAGCCUUUCUUUUUUUGUUCGGGGUUAAUCCCCGUCUCUUCUCCUUCCCAACUUUUGGUUUUGGAUCAAGUUGAAAAGCGUCUGACUCCUUCCCACUUCUACCAGCUGAGGCGGCGGUGCGCCCCUGGAGCCGGCUUUUUGGGGAAAGUUAAUUUUUGUGUGGUUUUUAAUUUAAUUUAAUUUUUAUUUUGGAGCGGGAGAUAAAACCUCGAAGCGGGAGCCGCUGCUCCGGAGCAAUUUGUAACCCGGCUGCUUUGGUUCCCCCCCUUCCACCUGAUGGGCAAAAGCCUCCAUGGCGCUGAGCAAAGGGCUGAGGCUGCUGUGGAAGCAUGAGCCCACUCCCAGCGCCCUACUGGAGGCGCGGGGCCGCCCGGAUUGCCUGCUGCUGGAAGCCGGCACGACAGCCACCCUCACAUUUGAAGAAAAAGAAGAAAUUAAAGGGCAAUAUGAGAAGCUUAUGGAUGCUUAUGGAUGCUUAGGCGAGCUGCAGUUAAAAUCUGGCAACUCCACUUUGCAUUUCCUGGUUCUUGUGACAGGCUGUACAUCAGUGGGAAAAAUCCUUGAUACCGAAGUUUACAAGAUCACAACAACUGAAUUUUGUGCCCUCCAAGAAGAAACUAAGGAAGAAGAUCAUGCUUCUGCCUUGAAGAAACUUCUGAAUUCUGGGGUCUUCUAUUUUUCUUGGCCAAAUUCAGGAUCAAACUUUGAUCUCACUAUCCGAGCCCAGAAGAAAGAUGAUGAUAGCUAUCAAACUGGAAAUUCAUUUUUCUGGAACCAGCUAUUGCAUGUCCCUUUUAAACACUAUCAGGUGAACUGUUCAGACUGGCUACUAAAAGUGAUUUGUGGUGUGGUGGACAUUCGUACUCUUUACGCCUCUCACAAGAAGGCAAAAGCCUGCCUCAUCUCCCGGAUUAGUUGUGAGCGAGCUGGUGCCCGGUUUCACAUACGAGGAGUCAAUGAUGAUGGUCAUGUUUCUAACUUUGUUGAGACGGAGCAGACUAUUUAUUUGGACAUGGAUGUUUCUUCCUUUGUUCAAAUCAGAGGUUCAGUUCCAUUAUUCUGGGAGCAACCUGGAUUGCAGGUUGGUUCCCAUCAUCUGAAGCUUACCAGAGGCCUGGAGGCAAAUGCUCCUGCUUUUGAUAAGCAUAUGAUGCUUCUGAAGGAACAAUAUGGCAAACAAGUGAUCGUUAAUUUGCUGAGAAGCAAAGGGGGAGAAGAGGUUCUCAGUAGGGCUUUCAAGAAAUUACUUUGGGCAUCAUCCCAUGCAGUAGACACACCAAUGAUUAAUUUUGAUUACCAUCAUUUUGCAAAAGUUGGGAAACUGGAGAACUUGCUGGGGCCUCAGCUAAAGCUGCACUGGGAAGAAUUGGGCAUCUUUACAAAGGGUGAAAAUGCAACUUCCCGUCAACAGAUGGGUACCAUUCGAAUGAAUUGUCUGGAUUGUCUAAACCGAACUAAUACCGUCCAAACCUUCAUAGCCCUUGAGAUUCUCCAAAGUCAACUAGAAAGCCUAGGAUUAAAUUCCAAACCUAUAAUUGAGCGUUUUCUGGAGUCUUACAAAGCAAUGUGGGCUCUCAAUGGGCACAGCCUAAGCAAGAUUUUUACAGGGAGCCGUGCUUUAGAAGGAAAAGCCAAGGUUGGGAAAUUCAAAGAUGGUGCCCGGUCAGUGUCACUGACCAUUCAGUCAAACUUUUUUGAUAGCGUGAAACAGGAAGCCAUUGACUUACUGCUUAUGGGUGAUUUUUACAAUGAAGAGUAUGCUGAUAAAGAGAGAAUGCUGCUGGAUCAUACUGCAUUAUUGAUGACACCAAGUACUUUGAACAUCAUGUCAGAGCGUCAAUUUGAAUUCACAAACUUCAAGAGAAUUCGUGUUGCCAUGGGGACCUGGAAUGUAAAUGGAGGCAAACAGUUUAAGAGUAAUAUCCUUGGUACCAGCGAAUUAACAGAUUGGUUACUUGAUUCCCCUAAGCUCUGUGGGGUUUCAGAGUUUCAAGAUGAUCAUUGUCCCGCUGACAUAUUUGCUGUAGGAUUUGAAGAAAUGGUAGAAUUAAAUGCUGGCAAUAUUGUGAAUGCGAGCACAACCAAUAGGAAGACAUGGGGAGAACAAAUUCAGAAGGCUCUUUCAAGGACACAUCGAUAUAUUCUGUUGACCUCAACACAGCUUGUGGGUGUUUGCCUCUUCAUUUUUGUAAGACCGUUCCAUGUUCCCUAUAUAAGGGACAUAGCAGUGGACACAGUGAAGACUGGAAUGAGAGGGAAAGCUGGAAACAAAGGAGCAGUUGCUAUCCGUUUCCAAUUUCAUAGCACCAGCUUAUGCUUUGUGUGUAGCCAUUUGACAGCUGGUCAGUCUCAGAUAAAAGAACGGAAUGAAGACUAUAAAGAGAUCACUCAGAAACUGAGUUUCCCAAUGGGAAGAAGUAUGUUUUCUCAUGACUAUGUUUUCUGGUGUGGUGAUUUCAACUAUCGCAUCGACUUGACUUAUGAAGAAGUAUUUUAUUUUCUCAAACGACAAGACUGGACAACCCUCCUGGAAUCGGAUCAACUGCAGCAACAGAAAUCCAGUGGAAAGAUUUUUAAGGACUUCCAUGAAGGAACUAUCAAUUUUGGUCCCACAUAUAAAUAUGAUGUUAGCUCUGAGGCUUAUGAUACAAGUGAUAAAUGUAGAACUCCAGCGUGGACUGAUAGAGUGCUUUGGUGGAGGAAGAAACUUCCAAUUGAUAAAACAGCGGGACAAGUCAGUCUUCUUGACAGCGAUCUCAAUGCUGGAACCAAAGUUGGACCCAUUUGGUCUCCUGGUGCUUUGAUGUAUUAUGGAAGAGCUGAGCUCCAGGCCAGUGACCACAGGCCUGUUUUAGCUAUUGUGGAAGUGGAAAUCCAAGAGGUUGAUGUGUCUGCUAGGGAUAAUGUUUUCCAGGAAGUAUCAUCCUUUCAGGGUCCCCUAGAUGCUACAGUGGUGGUGUCUCUAUUGUACUGUUCCCCUGAAGAGAAAGAUGAAUUUCCUGAGGAUUGUCAGAUGGAGCUUAUGCAGAUCUUUGAGACUUACGGCACUGUUGUGCUUGUCAGGAUCAAUGGAGGUCAAAUGUUGGUUACAUUUUCAGAAAGCAGAUCUGCUCUUCGCGUUCUUGAUGUGGAUGGCAUCAAGAUUAAAGGCAGGAUUAUGAGGAUUUGUCCUAAAACCAAAGAUUGGCUGAAAGGUCUUCAAGAGGAAAUUGCUAGGAAACGCGACAGUAUCGCUCCUAUGUCACCCACAGCAAAUUCCUGUCUUCUGGAGGAAAAUUUCGAUUUUUCAAGCUUAGAUUAUGAAUCAGAAGGUGAUAUCUUAGAUGAGGAAGAUGAUUAUUUGGAUGAAACGUUGCAUCUGGUACCAUGUGAAACAGAAAUGGUAUCAACAAUGGAAGAGUCAGGAGAUGGAUCAGAAUAUGUGAGCAUGGUGUCUACCAUACAUGCAAACAAGUCACAUCUUGCUGGAAGAAAACCAUGUCGGUAUAAAGAUGAUGCUGACUUGGUUGAAUUAAAACAUGAGUUUGAAGAAAGUGCAGAGUUCUGUCAUCGCUCCCCAACCAGGUCUCUGUCCGUGCCUGGUAGGCCUCGGCAGCCUCCGCCCCCCCAGCGACCUCCCCCACCAGCUGCAGUGCCCAUUAAAAAAUCCCCAUCAGAUGGUUCCAUCUCUUCAGGAAGCUGCUCCCUGUCCUCCAUCUUGGAUACAGCAAAGCUUCUUCCAGGAGCACCACAGCACCCGCCAAAAUCACGAACUGGAAUUAGUAAGCCAUACAACGUGAAACAGAUCAAAACCACUACCCCAGAAGAAGCCGAGGAAGCCAUUCGGUGUCUGAUGCAAGCAAAAGGAGUAAUACCCCAGGAAUCCUUGGCUUCCAUUCCAGCAAGAACUCAGGCUGUGACUAAACCUGAAUUCAUUCCCGCUGGCCCAAAGCCAGCACCUCUUCAGGGCCUCCAGACAGCCCCAGUCCUCCUACCACAGCGCCCCCCACCUAAAGUUCCAACUACCAAAAAACCCAGCCCUUUGCAGAAGAUGGGAGUCAAGCCAGGAAGUCCCCAUUCUCCAGGAGAGCAGCUUGAACAAACCUUGGGUCACUUCUCCGCAUCACCAGAAUCGGGUCUGGAAAGCACAACUGUUAUUGGUUCUCUUCAGACGGUCCCCAUUCCUAAGCCAAGGACAAUGCAGCCUGGCAAAAUUGUCCAAAGGAGCAGCAGCAGCAAUGGAAAGCAACCAACUCCCUUGUCUCUUUUAGAGGAAAGUUCUCAUAUUCCUUCUCUGAAUGUGACUCAGGCUCCAAGAGUUCCCCCAAGGAGAAAGAAGUCUGCUUCUCCCGAUUUUCAUCUGCAAGUACUCCAGAACAGCAAUAACCUGUUUCUAAAAGGGCCGACAUUCAAUUCCAACAAUAACAACGUUCCAGCAGCAUGUUUUUCCACAAUGAAGGAUUCUGAUGGACUUCCAUCUUCUCUGAGUGAAGCCUCUCUUCUUGCUACAACAGUUGUGACCAGCUCAAAAGACAAUGAUGCUAAGCUUUUGGGGCAGACUGGCUUGGAAUUUAUUAGUGACCAACAGGUGACUCCUGCCUUGUGGAUUCAGCAACAACAGCAAGCUUCAGACAAUCAUUGUCCAAUGGAGAACAGCAAUUUGUUAGAUCUGGAAGUAGACUUUGCUGCUGGCCAACCACUGAUUCAGCCGUUACCAGCCAAUCCACCUCCUGCUUCACAAAAUUUGAAACACUCCUCUCCAAAGGAUUUCAGCCACUGGGUCACAUUUGGAGAAGAUGGCAACAGUAGUACUAUAUCUCAGGGUUAAGCUCUGACCUCGGUUCAAAACUCCGAACUCAUUUUUGUCCUAGAAAAGCACAUUUCCCCCCUAAACUUUAUGAUAGAAGGAAUUAAGUUCAGCAAAUCAGUUACGGCGGUAUUCCCCCCCCCCAACCUUUGGGCUUGGCAGCCCGGCGGGAACGGGAAAGCUGCACAAGUAGCAGCCUGCCACACAUAUGUGCACCAGCCCACCACUUGUGCGAGUGGAGCUGCGCACAUACAAGCCCACUGGCGUGCCAUGCACUAGUGGAGCUGUGCGUGUGUGCCAGCCCAACUCUUGGCGGCCCAGUUCCAAAUAGGCUAUAGGUCAGUGGUGGGCUGCAGCCCAGGGGUUAGGGACCACUGAUGUGUGGUAUAACACUCAUCUCCCCUCCUUGGUGAUUUCUGGUUCGAGUUUAAUAGUAAAUUCAAUAACAAAUAUUUAUUUCUCAUAUGCAUGUGUGCUAUUAUGAGGCCUGCUUCAAUUACUCUUUAUUUGCACUUUGCUCAUUUCUGAAUUCCAUGCCACAGGUGGCUGCUUGCCCCACAGUUCUCUACUGUAAAAAGGUGGUAUAGUUAAUUCUGCUUUAUAUACUAAGAGGUAUUCUGUGUCAUUCUUGAGCCAACUGCAUGCUUAGAACCCACAGUCUUAAAUUAUUUUUAUCCUUGUUAUCAAUGUAUGCAAAGUAGGAAUGAAUUUGAGUUUCAAAGAGUUGGUAAGAGCAAAAAUGAUAAUCUGAUUCUUUCUGAUAAUAGCGGUCAUCAAUAAUAUAAAGGGAAGUCCUGGGUGGUUUUAGAAGUGGCAUGGUAAGUUUGGAGUUGGUAGUAUCCAAAAUAGCCAUUCAAGUUCAAGCUGUGAUAGAAAACCACCUUCAGGAUAUUAGAAACAUGCCUGUAUGAAGACAUGGGGAUAUGUACUGGGAGCAAUGUGGUUAUAGAUCCAACCUGUUUUGAAUAGCAGCCUGAAGAGGUGAAGACGAGAGAUGAGAGCAUUGGUACUUACCUGAUACGCCUCUUCUCAUAGUGGGGAAGGAGUAUCCAGGAUGGGGUUGACCUUGUCCUCUCUUGAUUGGACUGAAUCAGAUAAGCUCUUUUAGCCAUGCCUUGGUCACCAGGCUCCACCCAGUUAUCGGCAAAGAACUCUAUCUGACUCGCUGUGUCAUCCACUCUAGACUUUGUUUUAGUUUCAAACCUUUAUUUAUUACUUCAACAGAACAGUUCAACAAACAACAUAACAAUUUUGCAACAUACCCAUAUCAGGGAGGCUGGUUACUCCUCCUCCACUAUGAGAAGAGACGUAUCAGGUAAGUACCAAUGCCCUUUCUCCAUAGUGAGGGGAGGAGUAUCCAGAAUGGGCCGUACCAAAGCCUACAUGUCCCUAGGGAGGCUUAUACAUUUGAGUAUAUACCCAAAUGUAUGUCUUGUGAGACCUCUCCCCCGCCUUGUGAACAGCCUGCAACACCCUACGUCCGAAUGAGGCUUCCGCAGAAGCAAAGGAAUUCAACUUGUAAUUCCUCACAAAUGGCGAGUGGGAAGACCCCGUGGCUGCCCUACAGAUCUCAGAUAGUGAGGCCUGUGUGGCCCAGGCUGCUGAAGUGGUCGUGCUUCAUCUAGAGUGCACUAUGAUAGAGCUUGUUGUUUGCAGAUCCCGUGCCUGAUAGGCAGAAGCAAUACAAGUUCUUAACCACCUGCCUAUCAUGGUAGAAGUCACCUUGUUCCCCAGAGACCCCGGCUGGAAGGAAAUAAAUAGGGCUUCCAACUUCCUGUUCGGCCUGGUUCUUCUGAGGUAAAUCCUCAGAGCCCUCCUCACGUCCAAGGUGUGCCACUUCCUCUCUAAUGGGUGAGAAGGGUCCGGGCAGAAAUUGGGCAAUAUCACCUCAUGCGAGCGAUGGAAGCAAGAACACACCUUGGGUAUGAAGGAGGAGCCCAACCUUAGCACUACCCUGUCCUGGUGGAACACGCAGAGAUCUUCCCUGGUAGACAGAGCCUGCAGUUCAGAUAUCCUCCUGACAGAGGUGAUGGCCACCAAAAGGGCCACUUUAAGUGUCAGGAACUUCAGAGAGACAGUACAUAAUGGUUUGAACGGAGGGCCUGUCAGAGCAUCCAACACGUUGUGUAAGUCCCAGGAAGGGUACCUGUACACCGUGGGUGGUUUAAGAUUGGAGGCCCCCUUGAGGAACCGCCUGACCACCGGAUGGUGAGUCAGUGUCUGAGAUCUACCGCACAGGAGUACCAAUGAAAUGGCCGUGACCUGCCUCCUAAUUGUGUUGGGAGCCAACCCUCUGUCCAGCCCCGCCUGAAGGAAGUCCAGAACUUGUGCAACAGUGGCCCGGACAGGAUUGUAGCCCCUAGAGAUGCACCAUGUUGAAAAAGCCUGUUCUGUAGCGCCGUAAAUGCGCUCAUUGGAGGGUCUGCAAGCUGCCUGGAUAGUCUGUAUAACCAUGGGGGAAAAGUGAUCUUCCCUCAGGAUGCUCUACUCAAGCGCCAAGCGGUCAACUGGAGCCACUGAGAGUCUGGGUGUUCUAGCGACCCCUGACUGAGGGAAAUCCUCUCCUGGGGGAUCCUGCAGGGCCUAUCCACCAAGAGGGAUUGAAGAGCUGCAAAUCAAGGCCUUCGGGGCCAGUGGGGGGCACUCAGUACUACUUCCGCCCCCUUCCGCAAGAUUUUUUUGUAUAAUCCUGGGGAUCAGGGGUAAGGGUGGAUAGGCAUAGAGGAGCCCCGGGGCCAAGGACAGCAGAGAGCGUCUACCCCCUCUGCUCCCCAUGUCCGGUAGCUGGAGUAAAACCUUGGGACCUGGGCGUUGAGGGGUGGCAAAUAGGUCGAAUUCUGGGUGUCCGAAGCGCUCUGCCAGCUCUUCGAAGAUUGCUGGCUGUACCUUCCACUCCGAAUUGUCCACCUCGGUCUGGCUGAGCCAGUCGACGCUGAUGUUGUCCAUCCCUGUUAUAUGUUCUGCCUUCAGCGAAUGCUGUCUAAGGUCAUAGGCUAUCUGAGGUGCUUCUGCGUUUUCUCAUAGUUGGACAUCCAAUUCUGAGUUUGUGAUGGGUUCAGGCAUGGGGACUGGCCUGUCUGACCCUUUUGUCAUGGCUAGAAGGGUGCUAUGAGUCUAUGACUAGGAUUAGCUCAGAAAAUUUCUUGAAUGUAUUAUGAAUUCUUUGAGUUCAAUUCACUUGUUGGCCACUAGAAUGUGUUGCAAGACUUUGUAGAUGCAGGCGCAGUUCACGUGUCAGCCACUACAGUACAUUGCAAAACUUUGUAGACGCAGACGCAGUUCACUGGUAAGACACUAGAGUGCAUUGCAGGGCUUUGGAGAUGCAGGCACAGUUCACCUGUCAGCCACUAGAGUGUGUUGCCAGACUUUGUAAAUGCAGGCGCAGUUCACGUGUCAGCCACUAGAGUGCGUUGCAAAACUUUGUAGACGCCGACACAGUUCACUGGUCAGCCAUUAUUGUGCGUUGCAGGGCUUUGGAGAUGCAGGCGCAUUUAAUGAGUUGGCCACUAGGGUGCGAUGCAAUGCAAUGCUUUAUAGAUGCAGGCGCACAUCACUUGUCGACCACUAGGUCGUUGCAAGUGUUGGCCUGAAAUACUGGAUUGCAGCAAUACAGGUUCUUAACCACCUUUGUAGAGGAGCCACUAGAGGGUGCUGCUCGUGCCUGUUUGGAGUGAUUGGUAAUGACGCCUUCCUUGAUGUUAAAGGAUGGAAGGCUGAGUCACUCUUGUGCCAGUGAGAUUUGAACUGCCAAACUGCAGCUAGCAGUCAGCUGAAGUAGCCUGCAGUGCUGCACUCUAACCCCUGUGCCACCUCGGCUCUAGUUGCCAAGGCUAUUCUGCUGGUUAGGUUGUCAAUCUGACUCUAGUUUUGGAAUUCCUGGGUCUUUACCCGAACUCAGAACCUGUCUUGGACCUGGCUAGCUUGGUACCUUCUAUAAGGGUUGAGCCCUUCUCAAAUAAUUCAUAAACAAUAGUAACCAAUCCCCAAGAGCAUAACAAUCUCUUCAGCUGAACUACAUCUGCCUUUUGGCCCUUUGGCUGCCCGAAGGCUUUGCACACAGAAAGCCUGUUGGGAUGGUUGGGGGGGGGGGUAUCUUUUUUUUGGAAAAUUUUUAUUUUAUUUUAAUU